This is a messenger RNA of Drosophila biarmipes, 717 nucleotides long. It is a transcript of the gene ND-B16.6, whose product is annotated as NADH dehydrogenase [ubiquinone] 1 alpha subcomplex subunit 13. Lineage: Eukaryota; Metazoa; Arthropoda; Insecta; Diptera; Drosophilidae. The coding region runs from base 137 to 601 and encodes 154 amino acids. The record is from RefSeq and is a predicted model, not a curated record. The transcript is spliced from 3 exons.
UUCGAUAUCGACAAAUCGAUAUCGACGAAAUUAUCGGGAAAUCGUCCAAACUUACAUCACUAGGUGUUAUGCAAAAUACGUCAUUUUUUGUGACUUUUCGACAGGUUUUUUCCCUUUAAACGAGCGAGGAGUCACCAUGGCGACGGCCGUGCCGCAUUGCCCCCCGAAACAGGACCUGCCCCCGCCGGGCGGCUACAAGAAGAUCCCCUUUGCCCGCGUGCCGCCCAAGAGCUACUUCACAGGCUUCACCAUGAUCGGCAGCUAUGUGGCCGUGACGGCCGUCGGCCUGGGCAUCUACUACUUGACCGCCAAGAAGGUGAAGCGCGACGAGAUCGAGAUGCGCUCCGCCCAGAACGUGAUCUUCCCCAUUCUGGUGGCCGAGCGGGACCGCGAGUUCCUGCGCCAGCUGCGCCGCAACCGGGACGAGGAGGCCGAGCUGAUGAAGGACGUGCCCGGCUGGGAGGUGGGCACCUGGUACGGCGAGCCCGUAUUCAAGACCCUGCCCGAGGACACCCUGGUGACGCCCAUCUUCAAGGAGUUCUACGCCCACUCCGACUGGAAGUCGUACGCCAAGCGUGCCCACCUGAAGCUCUGGUCCUAAUCGGCCCCAGUUACCGGACUAGUUAAUGCCUAAGCCUCCUCCCUUUUUGUUUGUAGAACCGCCUAAGUGCUAAAAAUAUCGCCCAAUUAUAACUACUGAGAUUGGCUGAAAAUGCA